AUGGCGAUUUCCACGCGACAUGUUCAGCGCCGGCUACUCGAGUCCGCGAGCCAGUGCAGAUCUCCCAUUUGCAGACGAUCCUUUGCGGGCAAGCGUUUCUACGCCACAGAGAAGAAGGGCGAAGAGAGGGAGACGUUCAAGGGUCAGCUAUACCAAAGUACGCACGAGCGUGUGCAGAGAGAAAAGGAAGAGCAGGCCAGAUUUGCAGCACAGCGGGAAGAGCAGAAGGCCGCUUCGAGCAGUGGCGCAUGGUUCAUACCAGUUGUAGGCGCUCUCGGCGGCUGGUUCAUAGGUAAACAAUCUCCGGCAGAAGCAUCCCCCAGAUCUACACUUCCACUCUCGGCAACCAAGACACCUCGACAUGAUACCUCGCCGGCGACAUUACAGGCGGCGUGGAGCGAUUUUGUAUCCAUCGUUGGAGAGGAGAACGUGUCAACACGGGAAUCAGACCUGAAAUCGCAUGCGGGCAGCGAAUGGAGCUCUUACUACACCCAAGAUGAGGAGGUUCCGUUCGCAGUGGUCAAGCCUGGCAGCACGGAGGAGACGUCUGAGAUUAUGAAGAUAUGCCACAAGCGCAGGAUACCAGUUGUGGGCUACAGCGGUGGAACCUCAUUAGAAGGCCAUUUCGCAUCCACCCGAGGUGGGAUCUGCAUCGAUUUUAGCCGGAUGGACAAGAUUCUCACCCUGCACAAGGACGAUUUGGACGUUGUCGUACAGCCUGCUGUUGGAUGGGAACUGCUUAACGAGGAACUCGCCGAACAAGGACUCUUCUUCCCACCAGACCCGGGUCCGGGUGCUAUGAUUGGUGGCAUGGUCGGUACAGGCUGCUCUGGAACCAAUGCAUAUCGAUAUGGUACGAUGAAGGACUGGGUUCUGUCUCUCACGGUCGUCAUGGCUGAUGGAACCAUCGUAAAGACGAAGCAAAGACCUCGGAAAAGCAGCGCUGGAUAUGAUUUGACGCGAAUGUUCGUUGGAUCAGAAGGAACACUCGGCCUGGUCACAGAGGCGACGCUGAAAGUCACACCAAAGCCACAAACCACUAACGUGGCAGUGUGCACCUUCCCCUCGAUACGAACAGCAGCAGAUUGUGUCUCUCGCGUCGUCGGUGCUGGCGUUCCCAUCGCAGCUAUCGAAAUAUUGGAUGAUGUUCAAAUGCGAUGUAUCAACCAGGCUGGACAGACAUCAAGGUCUUGGCAGGAGGCUCCUACCCUGUUCUUCAAGUUUGCAGGCACGCCUUCCAGCGUCAAGGAGCACGUCAGCAUCGUGAAGGAUCUGGCCAAGAAGACUGGUAGUAAGAGCUUCGAAUUUGCUAGGAACAAGGAAGAACAAGACGAACUUUGGUCCGCUCGGAAGGAAGCAUUGUGGAGUGUCAUGGCCCAGAAAAAGGAUGAAGGCGACCACGUGUGGACCACAGACGUUGCCGUCCCGAUCUCAAGACUUCCUGACAUAAUUGAAGAAACCAAGGAGGAUCUUGAUAAGAGCGGUCUUAUCGGCUCCAUCGUUGGCCACGUAGGCGACGGCAACUUCCACGCUAUCAUUCUCUACAACGACAAAGAGCACUCGGUUGCUGAAGAAGUGGUACACAAGAUGGUCAAACGUGCAAUCGAGAUGGAGGGCACGGCAACGGGCGAGCAUGGCGUUGGUUUAGUCAAGAGAGACUACCUUCCGCAUGAAAUUGGCGAGUCAGCAGUGGACCUGAUGAGAAAGGUAAGUGCAUAUUUCUCACUUCCUUCUGCCCUAUGCUGGAGAUACCUGCACACGCACACCAAGCAACUGCAUGACAUCGAAUGCCGGCUGCCUCGGAUAGCGCUGUCGCAUGGGAAGCUUGAGCUUCUCGCUAACACAUGCUCGAACAAUGGCGGCGCGCUUAUUCGCUUUCGCCGGGGCGGCUGGCUCGGAUCAUGA
Molecule: messenger RNA, 1905 nt
Organism: Pseudocercospora fijiensis CIRAD86
Lineage: Eukaryota; Fungi; Ascomycota; Dothideomycetes; Mycosphaerellales; Mycosphaerellaceae
Exons: 2
Coding region: 1-1905 (634 amino acids)
Biological process (GO): lactate catabolic process
Cellular component (GO): mitochondrion
Molecular function (GO): D-lactate dehydrogenase (NAD+) activity; FAD binding; D-lactate dehydrogenase (cytochrome) activity
Source: RefSeq, a predicted model, not a curated record